Messenger RNA from Anolis carolinensis (green anole), 4310 nucleotides. RefSeq names its product radixin (gene rdx). Gene Ontology annotation, biological process: regulation of organelle assembly; regulation of cell shape; positive regulation of protein localization to early endosome. Bases 319 to 2088 code for a protein of 589 amino acids. Lineage: Eukaryota; Metazoa; Chordata; Lepidosauria; Squamata; Anolidae. Gene Ontology annotation, molecular function: cell adhesion molecule binding; actin binding. Gene Ontology annotation, cellular component: microvillus; cytoskeleton; apical part of cell. The transcript is spliced from 14 exons. The record is from RefSeq and is a predicted model, not a curated record.
AACAACUCCGAGAGGGGCGAGAGUUAAAAAAAAAUUAUCCAAGGCUCCCGGCCGCCAUAUUGCGGCGCUGUCAGCCGAGGCGGCGGCUCUUUGCCGCUCUUUGCGCGGGAGGCAAGUCAGCCGGGGAGCCCGGGGAGGAGAGUGACGCUCGGAGCGGCCCCGUAGCGCCUCCUGGCCGGCUCGGGGGCCAUAACCUCGCCCAAGGCCGCCGGGGGACGAACAGGCCGACGAAGAGAAGUCGUAGCCCCUUCCAGAAGAAAACAAGAAUUGGUCCAGUUGAUGUUUUAACUGAACAAGAAACACGGAAAAGGGGGCAAAAUGCCGAAACCAAUUAAUGUAAGAGUUACUACAAUGGAUGCAGAACUGGAAUUUGCCAUCCAGCCUAACACCACAGGAAAACAACUUUUUGAUCAGGUUGUAAAAACAGUUGGCUUGCGGGAAGUCUGGUUUUUUGGACUUCAGUAUGUGGACAGCAAAGGAUAUACAACUUGGUUGAAAUUAAAUAAAAAGGUAACACAGCAAGAUGUAAGGAAAGAAAAUCCACUUCAAUUCAAAUUCAGGGCCAAGUUUUUUCCUGAGGAUGUAUCUGAAGAAUUAAUACAAGAAAUAACCCAGAGACUUUUUUUCCUGCAAGUCAAAGAGGCCAUUUUAAAUGAUGAAAUUUAUUGUCCGCCUGAAACUGCUGUUCUUCUAGCUUCUUAUGCUGUUCAAGCCAAGUAUGGUGAUUAUAAUAAGGAAAUACAUAAGCUAGGAUAUUUGGCAAAUGACAGACUACUUCCCCAACGUGUAUUGGAACAACAUAAAUUGACAAAGGAACAGUGGGAAGAGAGGAUACAGAAUUGGCAUGAAGAACACAGGGGAAUGUUGAGGGAAGAUUCUAUGAUGGAGUAUCUGAAAAUUGCCCAAGAUUUGGAAAUGUAUGGUGUCAACUAUUUUGAAAUUAAGAACAAAAAGGGAACUGAGUUAUGGCUUGGUGUUGAUGCAUUGGGUUUGAAUAUUUAUGAACAUGGGGACAAGUUGACCCCCAAGAUCGGCUUUCCUUGGAGUGAAAUCAGAAAUAUUUCGUUUAAUGACAAAAAAUUUGUGAUAAAGCCUAUUGACAAAAAGGCCCCUGAUUUUGUAUUUUAUGCACCACGUCUGAGAAUUAAUAAGAGGAUAUUGGCAUUAUGUAUGGGAAACCAUGAGCUGUACAUGAGAAGGAGAAAGCCAGAUACAAUUGAAGUUCAACAGAUGAAGGCCCAAGCCAGAGAAGAAAAACACCAAAAACAGUUGGAGAGAGCACAACUAGAAAAUGAGAAAAAGAAAAGAGAAAUAGCAGAGAAAGAAAAGGAAAGAAUAGAACGUGAAAAGGAUGAGUUGUUGGAACGACUAAGACAAAUUGAAGAACAAACAAUGAAGGCACAAAAAGAACUAGAAGAACAGACAAGAAGGGCUCUUGAGCUGGACCAAGAACGAAAGAAAGCAAAAGAGGAAGCAGAGCGCCUGGAGAAAGAUCGUAGAGCUGCAGAAGAAGCAAAAGCUGCUCUGGCAAAACAGGCUGCUGAUCAGAUGAAAAAUCAGGAGCAGCUAGCUGCAGAACUUGCUGAAUUUACUGCUAAGAUUGCACUUUUGGAGGAGGCCAAGAAAAAGAAGGAAGAAGAAGCUUCAGAAUGGCAACACAAAGCUUUUGCAGCCCAAGAAGAUCUAGAAAAGACCAAAGAAGAACUGAAGACUGUGAUGUCGGCUCCUCCCCCUCCUCCCCCUCCCCCUCCUCCCCCUCCUCCACCAGUUCUUCCUCAAACAGAGAAUGAACAUGAUGAACAGGAUGAGAAUCAUGCUGAAGCUAGUGCUGAAUUAGCGUCUGAUGAUGCCGUGAAUCACAGAAAUGAGGAAGAGCGUGUAACGGAAACACAGAAGAAUGAACGUGUUAAGAAACAGCUCCAGGCCUUGAGUUCUGAGUUGGCCCAAGCCAGAGAUGAAACCAAGAAAACCCAGAAUGAUGUCCUUCAUGCGGAGAAUGUCAAAGCAGGCCGUGAUAAAUACAAGACUCUUCGACAGAUCCGACAAGGAAAUACAAAGCAACGCAUUGAUGAAUUUGAAGCAAUGUGAGAGCUGUUCCUUUGCAUAUAUGUUCUUCAUUAAGCUUGAACCACCAGCAGAGAAACACAGGCCUUUCCACAUGUGAAAGAAACACACCCUACCUUGCCAAAGCACUUAGACCCAUUUGUGGUUAAAACACAUUUCAUGAAAGUUUUUCAACAAUAAGGCAGUUUGUCCUCUAUGACUUUUUGGGUGGUGGUGGUAGUUUCUAUAUUCUCAUUUCACAUAUUCUUAUUGUUUGUUCUCUGAAAGAUUAAUAUGGUCUCAUGCUGUCAAAGCUGUUAACCUAAGCCUUGACCAUUUGAAAGAACACUAGAUUUUACUUUAUAAAACUGGCCAUAAUUUUGGCAUGGGUGCACUUUGUAAUGUUCUUUUCAGUUUAGUGAAUUUGCAAGGAUUUUGGUAAUGCAGAUUUAUCAUAGAUAUUGUGGCCCUCCCCCCCUCCCACAGAAAGGUGGAAUUAUCUGGUGUUUCAUGUCCUGUCAUCAUUGAUGGUUUUCUUUGCCUACCUGUUCACAAAGGUCUAGAUGGCAGGCAGCUGUUCCUGUAAAAAUAGUGGAACAUCACCUGUAAGCACUUAUGUAUAGUCCUCUUUUACCAAAGUUUUUCAUAUUUCAAGUAGGAAUAGGAAAAGAAGUGAAGUUCUUUCAGUUCUCCUCCCCUUGCAUUCGUUUAGUAUGAAUUGCAGUGUGGGAAACCUGGACCUUUCUGGCAAGGGAGCAUAUGAAAACAUCAGUCCCAAAAAGGGGACAGUAUCCUACCUCACUACUAUUUACAUGAUGACUGGUCCUUCAAACACCAUAUUGAAAUGAUAACUGUGUUAAGCUGGGUUCUCCAUAGCUAAAAGCCACACACAUCUAGGAGCCUUUACUUUUUAAUAUUUUGUUCUAUUAUGUAUAGAUUUAUAGCAUUCAAAGAAUAUACAGCUGCCUUUUUGUCAUGUGAAACUCUGCAUCUUGAAUUUUACCUUUAAAAAAUGUAACCUGUCACUAUAUCCUGUCCAAUGGGAGGGCACGUAUCCUAUCCAAUGUAUGGGCAUGUUUCCUGAAUUCCUCUGUACUAUAUCACUGUGAGGCUCAUUUUUUGAUGAAGGCUGUGCAUAAAACAACAUCUAACAAUGCACUCUAAGCCCCAUUCAACAUGCUCUUCUUGUUCUUUCCUGAAAAUUGAAGCAGUAAGAAAGGAAACAAUGUCAAUUUGCCCUGCAAUCCAGGGAAUAUAAUAAGGGGAGUUGUGGCAGAACAAGGAGCAGAUGAGUUGAACAACCAUUAGGUGGAAGCAAACAUGCAUCCAGUGAAUAUUGAGUGUGUGCCUAGAAUUCAUGUUCAAUCACUCUUAUCUACCUGGAAUGACUAAUCAAAAUUGGGCACCAUGAGGAUCAUGUUGAUAGAAAUGAAACUGAAAUGUAUGCCGUGUUUCUAGGUAUUUAAUUAGAAGUUGGGAGAAAGAAGCUCUGCUUUCUCUGAGGAUGGUUCAGCUAUCUUUUGUUAGGUAUUCUGCAUUCAAAAUUCACACUUACCUAUAACAAUUGCCAUUUUAUUACAUUUCCAUGCACAAGUUCCUUAUGAACCUUUGUGUUUAAGAGAGAUCCUUUAAGGGAGCACCUUAUGAAAGAAACACAUACACUGCUAUAUUAUUUUUGGAUAAGGGUAGCUGGCUAACCUUGUAUAGAGGUGUGUGCAAAUGUUGCGCACGUGCCCAAACACACACUUUGAUUGCCCUGGGCAUUUCUGCUUCCUGUUGCAGAAAAUGGGGCAAACAUCUUGCAUUUUUUUCAUGCAGUGAAUUACAAAAACCUGUAUAUCUGAAGUGUUCAAAACCUUUGCCAUAGCAGGUGGAAUGCAGUGCAUGGGUUUUCCCUGAAAUAUAUGCAUGGGCAUUGACAUGCUAGCCUGCGAGUGUGAGGAGUGGGGGAAUACCAAUCAGGUUUGCUGUUCAUUAUCUAUGAUGUAUAGCUUAGUACUUAAAUAGAUCUAAUUGAUUUAUAAAAACUGUGUGAAUUUUUCUAAGCAAUCUGGAAUUAAUCUAUAUUGCGAGGUUUUUCAUCAUGAACAAAAUGAUGCUGUUGAUACUGGUCAUCAGCUCCUGGGGAAACACCGCCACAUGCUUCCCCUCUUCUUCCCCCUCCCGUCCUUAGCAUCAUGUUUUUGUGUUGUAAAAUUAAGCUACAGUAAAUAACACCUAUUAUUUUGGAUAACAUUCAUUGGCUAACAAUAAAGAGAAUACAGUCA